AUGACGUCUACACGUCUCACAAGUAACUCAGAUGCCAACACCCCAAACAACUCGCUCAUCAGUGCAUCUAUUAAAUGCUAUGUCAAAUGGAUGAUACCGCACCCUGUGGAACGGCCGGAUGCGGAAGUAGAUCAUGACGCAGAUGACGACAAUGAUGAGGGCGACGGGGACGAUAAUGUAAGGGAGAAUAGGGGUGGUAGUCUGUCUACCUAUUUGCUGCUCUGCACGGGGGAAGGAGGCGGCACCGGGGGAACCGGGGGCGAGGGCGGGCGUUUCUUGAUGCAACAGUCACACAUACAUGGUCGCAACUUUGGUAUCCACUUUGGCGAUAUUGGUAGAACGUACGACAUUGGGAAAAACAUAGAAUACAUUUUCCACAACACAAGUAGCAGCAAAGACACUUGUCUUCUGUGCAUUGUUUGCCACACUUACAACUCCCCAUCUUCCCGCUCUCCUCCCAGUCCCCUCAACCUGCAAAGAUAUCAAUCACUUAAGCAACGCACUCACCAACUACUCAUGAACAUGCUCCUCAGCAAGGCGUAUCCCGUCCAAUCAACGUACUCAACCAUGAACACGCACCUCAGCAAGGCACUGAUGGUCUCCCACCGGCGCUACGUUAGCAGCAAGGUGACCGCCGUCUAA
Molecule: messenger RNA, 642 nt
Organism: Babesia bigemina
Lineage: Eukaryota; Apicomplexa; Aconoidasida; Piroplasmida; Babesiidae
Exons: 4
Coding region: 1-642 (213 amino acids)
Source: RefSeq, a predicted model, not a curated record